Molecule: messenger RNA, 2391 nt
Organism: Triticum dicoccoides
Lineage: Eukaryota; Viridiplantae; Streptophyta; Magnoliopsida; Poales; Poaceae
Exons: 5
Coding region: 1-1842 (613 amino acids)
Cellular component (GO): cytoplasm
Molecular function (GO): zinc ion binding; ubiquitin protein ligase activity
Source: RefSeq, a predicted model, not a curated record
AUGAACGGCAAGAACUCCAACAAGAAAAGUGCCGAAGCUCCAAGAGAGGGAGACCCUUGGAUGGAUGUCAGAAUAUUGAAGGAGACCCUUGACUGCACCGUCUGCUUCGAACACUUCAGGACUGAGAUCUAUCAGUUACAUAUGCGCGCACGCACGCAAAAUCAAUUACCCAUCACCCAGCCCACUCUCUCUUUACCCAAAGCUUGGCCAGCCACUCCGCUCUGGCGCCGCCGAACCUUCCGCUGCCGCGCCGCCGUCGCGCUCGCAUCCUCCUUUUCCCCAACUCCCUCUCUCCGGUCAGCCCGCGCGCGGGCGGCGGGGUCCAGUAGAGAGCUCGCCGGCGAGGGAGCAUCAGUCUUCUCCCCACUUACCUCGGAGACGGAGGUCACCGGAGGCGGCGACCUCGUCUCCGACGGCGACCUCGAGCCAGCGAUGGCGAUCGACCAGGUCUUGCAGCGGACAGACCCCUACGGAGAAAACCCAGGGGAGCAUAGCGGCGGUGAGAUUGUGUUGACAAGCUAUCGCGUUAGCUCCAGCAAGAGAAAAGCUGAAGCGCAGGGAGAGGGAGAGAGCAGCGGCAAAAGGCUGAAUGUCACCAUGGGGAUGGAGCACCUUGACUGCUCCCUCUGCUUGAAGCCCCUCAGGCCUCCAAUACUCCAGUGCUCCGUGGGGCAUUUCAUAUGCUCGUAUUGCUGUACGUCUCAACUGGACAGCAAGUGCCAUUUAUGCUCUAAAGAGACUACAUUCGAGCGCUGCUUUGGGAUGGAACAUGUUGUCGAGUCAGUCACAGUAGCUUGCUCCAAUGAGAUGUACGGAUGUGCCGAGACAGUCACCUACUACAAGAAAGAAGAACAUAAGGAGGCAUGCCCAUACGCCCCAUGCUUCUGCCCAGAGUCUGGUUGUGGCUUCGCUGGACCAACAAAGGUGCUCCUGGAACAUUUCACGACCCAGCACAAGUGUCCAUUGACAACCCUCCCAGACUCUGGCACAGUGUCUCUCUGCCUACAGCCGGGCUUACAUGUUUUGCAAUGCACCAGUAACAGCUACUUUUUCUUGCUUAGCAUGGCAUCGGAGCCUUUUGGACAUGUCAUCUCAGUCGUCUGUGUCGAACCAAACAGGAGGAAAUCCAAGUUCACAUGUAAUCUGAGUUACGACUGCAUAACAACUGGCUGUUGUGGAAGUACAAACUGCCACAUAAGGAGCUCUUCACUCUCUGAUGGGCUUCCGACAGUGUAUGACUUAAUACUUCCCAAGGGAAAGGUUUCUGAUGAUGCAAACGGUAUCAUGCUUAGAGCCACCAUUAAUCAUCAAACUAUAAGUCACAGCAGAUCUUGUUUUCGAGGGAAUGGCCUGACUUCUGCACUUCAACAAAGGCCCGAUACUUGUGAUGAUGAGGAUGAUGAUGAUGAUAUACCUAAAAGUCGUAGAAGAUCUCACCCUGCUAAGGAGGAGGUGGUGGAGGAGGAGGAUGAGAAUGAUGAGGACAAUGAGGAGGAGGAGGAGGAGGAUGAAAGACCUUUACUUCUCAGAAGAUCCCACCCUGCUGUUCAACGAAGGCCCAAUACUUAUGAUGAUGAUGGGCAGGUGGAGGAGGACGAGGAGCAUGCUAGACCUGCAAGUGUCAGCAGACCCCGUCUUCGAGGAACGGCUCCGGCUCGUGGUGUUCAACAAAGGCACUAUUCUGAUACCGAUGAUGAUGAUUAUUUUCCAAUAGCUUUCAGGAGACGCCAUCUCCAAGGCACGCCUCCAGCUCCUGCAGUUCAAGAAAGGCACUAUUUUGACACCAGUGAUGAGGAUGAUUUACCUAUAGCUUUCAGACCCUUUAUUCGAGGAACGGCUUAGAUUCCUGCAGUUUGAAGAAGGGGCGUAUUCUGGUACUGAUGGUGAGGAUGAGAGGCCUUUAUGUUCCACACUUCCCGUACGCUAAAGGUUUUCCGUGCACUUGCUGUUCUUCUGCCUGGCUUGCACCGUUCUGGUUCCAGGAUAUAUAUGUCAAGUCUUCAUUUCUGGCCUCAAGUAUCGCCUCGCCGUUGUUAAGCAUUGCUGCAGCUCCAUGAACACAUUACUGGGCAGCGUGUGGCUGCAGAGUCUGAAUGCAGCUUUGGGUUUGAUGAUGAUGCCACUGAUGCAAUUUAUGAUGAAAUCUAGCUCCUGGCAAAGUUUCUUCCAUGGGCAACCUUCCAGAUGAUGUAACAGUCAUGAAUAAAUUAGUAGAGGUUACCCUGAGUUUUUACAAGAACGCCUCAAGUUGCUUCAACAAUGUGGCUACUAGAAAAGAGUACUGUAUGUUAUGUAGUAGUAGUACAUUUCUCAGCAUUUACAUGGCUGCCUGCCGAGUGUGAACCAUGACCUUUUGCAGUUAUGAUGUUUAUAUAUCUCUUUUCCUUUUCA